UGCUGCUGCUUUUACUACAAAAGAAGAGGGAGGCAAGUAAUUGGAGAGUGACAGAAACUCCGGUGGCAUGGAGCGUGAAGUAAGGAAUUAUUAGGAAUAAUCGUUGAAAAUUAAUCAACAAAAAUAAUAACAAUAAAUGUAAGAAUUGAAUAGUGAAUAAUACGGCAGCGUUUCAAGGAGUGGUAUGCGGCCCGAAAGAAAGAAGCAAAGGGAGAGAAGGGAAUUGAAAUCACGCAGAAUUAAGUGGCAGUCUCAUCGUCUCCUCCAAACCAAAGCUCCCCCUUCUCAGAGCCAAACCAUCAGCGAACAAUCCCUCACUGAAAAUCAAAUUUCACUUUGAUCCGAAGAAGAAGAAAUUCUCUCACUCUCAGAUCUGAUUACUCAGGAUUUGUAAACAAAUCCUAAACCGGCAAUUUACAAAUCAGGUGAAUCCGAAAAAGCCCUUGGGAAUGGCAGCAAUUUACAGCCUUUACAUCAUCAACAAAUCAGGUGGUUUGAUCUUCUACAAGGAUUAUGGAUCUUCUGGACGGAUGGAUACAAAUGAUAGCUUACGAGUGGCUAGUUUAUGGCAUUCAAUGCAUGCCAUCUCUCAGCAGCUAUCACCAACUGUUGGCUGUUUAGGCAUUGAACUCCUCGAAGCUGAUACCUUUGAUCUUCAUUGCUUCCAAUCACUCACUGGAACAAAGUUCUUUGUGGUGUGUGAACCUGGAACACAGAACAUGGAAGGCCUCUUGAAAGUCAUAUAUGAAUUGUACACGGAUUAUGUCCUAAAGAACCCGUUUUAUGAGAUGGAGAUGCCUAUACGAUGCGAGCUUUUUGACAUCAACCUGUCUCAGGCAAUACAGAAGGAUCGUGUUGCUUUAUUGGGGCGAUGAACUUUCCUGGAUUUUGCUUCAAUAACUUUUGUUAUUUUUCAUUUUCAUUUGUGCAUUUGCCAUGAGAUCUUUCAAUUUUCUUUUAUGCUCUUCUUCUCCUUA
Molecule: messenger RNA, 977 nt
Organism: Populus nigra (black poplar)
Lineage: Eukaryota; Viridiplantae; Streptophyta; Magnoliopsida; Malpighiales; Salicaceae
Exons: 4
Coding region: 450-875 (141 amino acids)
Biological process (GO): endoplasmic reticulum to Golgi vesicle-mediated transport
Cellular component (GO): TRAPP complex
Source: RefSeq, a predicted model, not a curated record